GCAGAAAAUUCCUGGGCUCCAUUUAAUUCUCAGAUGGACUGGGAAGUCGCACACUGGGCAAAAGUACAAGGUCUUGGAUCGAAUGCAUUCACCGAUCUCCUAGCAAUCGAAGGUGUUCACGAAGCACUCCGUCUGUCUUACAAGAACUCAAUCGAGCUCAACAAGAUCAUCGAUACCAAAAUUCCAUCAUGUCGACCUGCUUUCACUCAUCAUGAAGCCUGCAUAGCUGGUGAAACAUAUGACCUAUUCUCACGAGAUAUACUGGAAUGUGUUCGAGCUCUGUAUGGUGACCCCGAGCAUGCACAAUACCUGUCUUUCACACCAGAAAGACAUUACGCGGAUGCAGGCAAGACUCAACGUCUAUAUCAUGACAUGUGUACAGGUGAAUGGUGGUGGGCAACCCAAGAAGUCUUGGAACAAUCAAAGCCGGGGGCCACGAUAAUUCCCAUCAUCAUCUCAUCUGACAAGACACAGAUCACUCUGUUCCGAAACAAAACUGCUUAUCCCGUUUAUCUUACCAUUGGCAAUUUACCAAAGUGCAUCCGACGCAAACCCUCCCGCCGAGGUCAAAUUCUCCUGGCAUAUCUGCCAACAACAUGUCUCACACAGAUUGCCAACAAAGCUUCACGAUGUCGUACCUUGGCCAAUCUUUUCCAUGCGUGCAUGUCACGCAUUGUGGAGCCAUUGAAGUUAGCCGGUGUGGAUGGCAUUGUAAUGAUGAGUGGCGACAGCAUCAUGCGACGCUGUCAUCCAAUAUUUGCGGCCUUUAUUGGGGAUUACCCUGAGCAGUGUCUCGUCACUGGGACCAUGAACGGAGACUGUCCCAUCUGCACUUGUCCUCGCAAUGAGCUUGGCGAACACCCCUCUCAACAUGAACUACGUGAUCUUGAUGCAAUUUUGGAUGCACUCGAACUUCUCGGUACUCACUCUCUGAAUUGUUGUACCUUCAUCGGAUCCCCACAAUAUACCCAAGCCUGUAACGGUGUUCGAAUCAAACCACUUCAGCAUCCGUUCUGGGAAGACCUUCUGUACCUCAAUAUCUUCCAAUCCAUAACGCCCGACAUUUUGCAUCAACUUUACCAAGGGAUAAUGAAGCACAUGAUCAGCUGGGUUACUGAGAUUGUUGGGGCUGCAGAGAUAGACGCACGAGUUCGCCGCCUUCCGCCCAAUCAUUCUAUGCACACUUUCCAGAAAGGGAUCACAACAUUGAGCCGAGUCAGCGGUACAGAGCACAAGCAGAUGUCACGCUUCUUACUUAGCCUCAUCAUUGAUGUGCGGCUGCCAGGAAAUGCAUCUCCGGCAAGACUAGUGCGUGCAACUCGAUCCCUUCUAGAUUUCCUUUACCUUGCCCAGUUCCCUGUUCACUCUGAUUCAUCAAUUGAUGCGCUUGAAACAGUGCUGGAUGAGUUCCACGCAAAUAAAGGUGUCUUCGAAGACCUUGGCGUCCACAGCAACUUCAAUAUUCUGAAGCUCCAUUUUCUUCAGCACUAUGCUGAAUUAAUCAAAUUGUUCGGCACGACGGACAACUUCAACACAGAGGCCACCGAGAGGCUUCAUAUCAACUUCGCAAAAGAUGCUUACGCUGCCACCAAUCACAAAGACGAAUUUUGGCAGAUGACUAAGUGGCUUGAACGCAAGGAGAAGGUCUUGCAGCACGCAAAUUUUGUUGUAUGGCGCCACAAUUUGAGCACGACCGACACAGCAAAUGUCAUUGCAGUUUCUCCUACUGAAUGCUGGCAACCUCCAGACCUCGCAUGCCUCUUUCACAUCAAAAUGACUCGUCACCCAUCACGCAAGUUGGUUCCAUUCCGAGAAAUCACUUCUUUAUCUUCACAUGGCGCCAUUCAUUUUAUUCCAGCAUUGGCAAGAUUUAUUGUUCAAUAUAAUCACCUGGGACUGUCCUUCCAACAAAUCGAGGAUCGUGCAGUGAACAUUCAUUUUCCCUGCGACUCCGUACCUGUCUUCCACCGAAUCAAAUUCUGGAAUGAUGAGAUACAUGCGACCGAAACUCUCGACUCCAUACACGCUCAGCCAGCAGUGAAGAACAGCAAAGGUCGUAUUGUCAAAGCUGCUCGCUUUGAUACGUGCCUUAUACAGGUGCGCAAUCCUGAUGCACCUCCGCAUCUAUACAAGGUUCGCGCAGUCUUCACUUUGCCACAAACAGUAUUAAAACGGUAUUUCGAUCCUCAGAACCCUCCACCUCAGCAUCUUGCCUACGUCGAAUGGUUUUCGGCCUUCAGUGCUUUACCAGAUCCACAGUCUGGGUUGUAUAAGGUCAAGCGGGUGGUUCGCGAUGGUGAACGCCAAGUGUCCAUUGUGCCCGUAUCUUUAAUUUGUCGAAGUGCUCACUUAUUGCCUAAGUGGGGAGGAGCCAUUCCUGCAGAGUGGACGAGUCUGGAUGUUCUCGAUGCAUGCCCCUCAUUUCUUUUGAAUGUUUUC
Molecule: messenger RNA, 2439 nt
Organism: Suillus plorans
Lineage: Eukaryota; Fungi; Basidiomycota; Agaricomycetes; Boletales; Suillaceae
Exons: 5
Source: RefSeq, a predicted model, not a curated record